This is a messenger RNA of Monascus purpureus, 171 nucleotides long. NCBI's taxonomy places the organism in Eukaryota, Fungi, Ascomycota, Eurotiomycetes, Eurotiales, Aspergillaceae. The record is from the annotation of a GenBank genome assembly.
AUGUCUCCCGACCUUAUCAUCGACCAAGUGGCCACCCACGGCGGUGCAACGCGGGUUGGGCUUGAUCUUUUGGAGCAGCGCGGGGCCGAGAAGGCACUAUGUGACGCUAUCCGUGAGACAACACAGGCGACCCGGAUGUUGGGCCAAGCAUUGAAGAAUGAGAAGGCCUGA